This is a messenger RNA of Andrographis paniculata, 1309 nucleotides long. Its product is annotated as protein SAMBA. Gene Ontology annotation, molecular function: anaphase-promoting complex binding. The record is from RefSeq and is a predicted model, not a curated record. Gene Ontology annotation, biological process: negative regulation of organ growth. Lineage: Eukaryota; Viridiplantae; Streptophyta; Magnoliopsida; Lamiales; Acanthaceae. Bases 186 to 488 code for a protein of 100 amino acids. The transcript is spliced from 4 exons.
AAUGUUAAAAGGAAAAUAAUACUAAUAAAAGUUUUUGAAUUUGAUCGUUCGGUUUGUAUAUUCCACACCACGCCGUCGCCGCUCCACCGCCGCCGCCUCAGCUUCCUUUUCCCGUCAUUCGUCUCAAUUCCCAUACCCUUUUACUGUUAAUUUCAAGUAGCAGAUCGAUAAUUUAAGCGAAUGCAAUGAGCGGCGGGAGCUUGUCGGCAGCAGCGGGAGUGCCAGCAGCAUCUUCUUCGACGGGCGACGAUGACCAUCAUUUGCAUCACGGCUUGGCGUUGGCGGCGGCAGAUGUCAAUUUACUCACCCUUCAAGAUCGCAAGGAUCAGGCCAUGCUCGCUCUGAAAGCUGAUUCAAUGGAGAAGCUCAAUAAGGAGGUCAAGUCCCUGGAUGAAGAUAGCUGGAUGUUUGAUGGCCCACGAUCCCGCUUUCACUUGAUUUCAAAACCACGUGAUCUUCCAGCACAGGAGUUCCGAAAUGACAAAUAGUCAGUACACAGCCUCACAAAAAUAAUGGUACAAUCUCGAUCACUUUUAUCCAUAUUUUCUGGUCUGCUUGGUUACCUUAAACCUGUUUUCCGAGCUGCACAAUCUCGGUUUCAGGUGUGUUCUUGGUUAAAUUUUCAUUUUUUGGGUCCAUAUGUGCAUUGCCACACCUACAGUGUGUUUUCUAGAUCGAAAAUGCUUAAAAUCAGUAGUAGAAACUGUAUUUUGCUUAUGCUCUUGCCUAUAUUACUGAAUGCUUUCAAAAUCGAAACGGUCCUUGAUUAGGUACCGAUAUGCAUUAUUUUGUUGCUAUUCGACAUUGCGACAUGAGCACUUUAGGAUUGGCACUAUUGUGCCGUCCGGUUGUUCUCGCGUCAAGUGUAGCAAUACACGUCGCUUGAGGAUUUAUGUCGAACUAUUUUGAAUUACAUUACAUAUGAUCCUACUUUGUUUGGAUGUUGGAAAGUUUAUGCUAAAUAAAAUUUAUAUUUAAUCAGUACGGUAACUGUCCCCGAUAAAUCAGUUUUAAAAUUCUUAUAUGAGAUGAAGGGUGAGUUGGAGGGUUGGAGGGGGCAACAAUCAUAGUUUCUAUAUGAAUAAAAGAGCCUAUCUAAUCAUGGGCAAAAUAUAAAUAAGAUAAUUAACCAUACACAUGUCUUCUAAUUUAAAUAAGUAAUGAUGUCUUGUUAUAAAUAUAAAAGAAUUAUAUUUUUAAUAUAAUAUAAAAGAUAAAUAUUUUUUCUGUUUCGGAUAAACAUUUUAUGUUACUCUUAAACACGGAAAUUAGGUAAAAUAAAAAAAAAAAAAGGAAAAAAAAUGAAUAA